This is a messenger RNA of Notolabrus celidotus (New Zealand spotty), 5455 nucleotides long. RefSeq names its product smoothelin b (gene smtnb). The coding region runs from base 502 to 3678 and encodes 1058 amino acids. The transcript has 20 exons. Gene Ontology annotation, biological process: actin cytoskeleton organization. Lineage: Eukaryota; Metazoa; Chordata; Actinopteri; Labriformes; Labridae. Gene Ontology annotation, cellular component: filamentous actin; microtubule organizing center. The record is from RefSeq and is a predicted model, not a curated record. Gene Ontology annotation, molecular function: protein binding.
ACGCGGACCCCCAUUUGAGAAUCACUGGACUAGGUGGCACAAAGUACUCCCCAUACACGGACAUGGUUUUGCGUCUUUCCUCCGAGCGGCGCGCUUUGAAUGCUCGCCGAGAGAAGAAGCCGGAGACAGAGAGGGGCGGGCCUUCACCUUUCAGUGGGAAUCCUCAGUUCAAAAAGCUGCCAGCGUUUCCUCGCAGGAGAGUGUGGGUCUGUUUCAGCUUGUACUGGAACUCAAGAGACGACAGAAGAGGACCGAAAUAUGCUCAACAGAAGUGGGAUACGGAUGCAUUUCUACUGACUCAGAAAGAAGUUUUCAACCGAGUUUUUACUGACAUAGUCUGCUCUUAUUUAAAAAAAGAUAGAGAGAUAGAAAGAGAAAGGAGACAAAAACAGCAACAAGUUGUGCAGGUGGAAGGCAACACGUUGACCGGGAAACCAGAACCCAUCAAGACUCCCCAUCCAGACUUUGUGGUCUCACCUGAGCCGGAGCAGACAGAUAGAAAUGUCCGUGGACAGCUACUCUGCGCUGGAUGAGCCCUCUCUGCGAGCACUCCUGGAUGGAACCGUAGAUCUGGACGAGCGACGACUCAUCCGUUCAGCCAUCCGGGAUUUGAGGAGGAGAGAGAUCGAGGACAUGGAGGCUGCUCUGGCCAGCAAGAGAUUUCGUCCCACGCGCCUCAAACAGCAGGAGGACAAGGAGAACCUCCACAGGUCAGAAUCUGGCGAUAACUUGGAUGUGCUGUCAGGAAAACUGCAGUCGAUUCAGGACAUUGAUGAGCUCACAAAAAUGCUCCGUGCAGCCAGUGAGUACGAGGAGAGGAAGAUGAUCCGAGCAGCCAUCCGACAGGUUCGAGACGAACAGCAAGGGUCUGUGGAGUGUGGUAAAACUCCUGUUCGUUGCUUGGAGUCUGAGAGUCUGGAGCCCCAGAGCACCAUGGGAACUGGGGAGACAGAGCGUGAGAGCCACGGUGAGCGCGAGCGUAUCAGAUCUCAGAUCCUGGAGUUACGCGGGCAGCAGACACAACAAAGCAGAGAGCAACAGAGAAAAGGCUCAAACUCGGGUAUGGUGCUGGUUCUGGAUCACCUGGUGAAGGAUGACAGCUCUGGAUCUCUGCUGAUCCAGUCCCAGAGAGAAGCCAUGACCACAGAGCCAGACCUGGUCCUGUCUCAUCGACAGAGAUCUGACUCCUCAGCAUCAGACCGCAGUAUGACCUCCAGGCCCAACCUGGACUCUGUGGUGUCAGAGAAGAGUUUGAGCUCAGCCCACAGAGCCCGGCUGGAUUCUGAAGCCUCAGACAGGAGCCAGAGUCCCUUCCAGCGCAGUCGACUGGAUUCCGGGGCAUCGGAGCGAAGCAUUGGCUCCCUCUCCCAUGUUCGACAGAGACUGGGCUCAGAUGUUUCAGAUUCUGGUGUCAGAUCCCGUAGGGGCUCAGGGACUUCAGAUAUCUCCAGUCUGUUCACAAGGAAGCGGACGGACUCAGGGACGUCUGAGCACAGCGUGAGCAUGUCCUCUGAGGAGAGGGGUCCAGUCGAGGAGGUGGAGGUAAUCACGAGUGGUUCAAGUUACAGCACAGAUUCAGAAACUGAGAGCAGAGGCAGCGGUUCAGCCAGCGUCAAGUCUCAGUCCAACCAGGAUCAGAACCAAAUCAUUGAGCAGGAGCAGCCUGAUGGGGCCGUGUUAUCUCGACAGGAUCCAGUAAAGGGGCUGCUCAACGGCAGCGCCAAGAAAAUCGCUGACUUCCAGAAACAAACGAUAACAAAUAACAGUGAUCUGCCACUCACUCAUGACAAAGCAAAGGAUUCUGUCACUGAGAAAAAAGAUGUUAUACUGGAACAGUUCAACCGCACCAACUCUGUACGUGAUCGAAUGCGAAAGUUCACAGAGCCCAGCAACAGCCUGAAUGUCCCAGCUUUGAAGAAAACUCCUCUGAGGAAUGGGACGACCUUCGGCAGCAGCGGCCACACAAAUCUCUCCAAAGCUACAGAGCUGUUUACACACACAGCAGCAUCCCUCAGCACAUCUGGAGCCGGGCCAGCGAGGCCACAUGUGGACUCCACAUCUCACACCUCUGCUGCAUCUCAGAGUCAGGCCACGCCUCAGCCAAGAGGGGUUGCUAACAAACCUCUGUCUUCAACCAGCCAAUGGCAGAACUACAUGGGUGGGACAAGGCAUUCAGCUGAAAAAGAUGUGCACGCCUCCAGCAACUCAAAGGAAGACAGGACCCCAGGGAGAGCAGCUGAACAGCAGGUCAUCCAGGGAGAGGCAGACCCCGACAUGAAGACUUUCCUCACCAUCGAGAUCAAGGAUGGGCAUACCACCACCUCAUCUACGUCCUCACCUAGGGGCAACAUCAUACCCAUCACCACCAUGACCCCACGCAUCAACACCAACACCCUGGGACAGAGGCAAGAGUUGACCCUUGGCCUCAGAGCGACACCUUUCAAGAUCUCCUCAUCCAGCCUGUCCUCUGGAUCCUCCAUCAAGAUGGAGACGGAGCCUGUCAUGGCCUCUAUGCCGGUGUUUUCAGCUGGACCGUCCGUCACUGUGGCCUGUCACGUCCCAGCCAUCCCCAACGGCUCCACCAGUAUUCAGACCAAACCUGAGCAACCCUCUGGAAAAGUGACUGCUGAACAGCUGGCUGCUGUGGAGGAUGAAGAGCUCCUUGAUAAAAUGCUGGAUGAGUCAAAAGACUUUGAGGAAAGGAAAAUGAUCCGUGCAGCCAUGAGAGACCUUCGCAAGAAAAAGAGAGACCAGAGAGAAAAGGAGCGCGAGACCCGUCUGCAAGAGCUUCGGAACCAGAGAGACGAGCGAGCGCACAAGAGCCGGCCCGGGGUCGGUGCUGGAGAGGUGGUGAUGAGGAAGAUGGAGAAAUCUGCAGAUGGCUCCAGCCUUAGUCAAGUCACCAAGACUGACCGCUUUGCACAGUCUGAUGAUAGGAGCAGAUCAUCACGCAGCACUGUCGUUGAAUCCAGUUAUGUGCAGAAAACAGACAGAGGAACAGUCCAGUCAAAGUCAUACAGCUUCACAUCAUCCACAUCAUCUUCAUCCUCUAACACAAGCAAAAAAGUGGGAAGUGUGUUUGAUCGAGAGGAUGAGUCAUCAUCUCGCAGUGGCAGCAGCGGGUUGGCGGCUGUGGAGCGAAAGCAGGCGGAGAGGAAGAAGGAGCUGAUGAGGGCUCAAACUCUUCCAAAAACCUCGGCCAUGCAGGCCCGCAAAGCCAUGAUAGAGAAGCUGGAGAAGGAGGGAGGCGGCCCUGGAAAUCAGGCCGUCGCCAAGGUAAACAAGGUGCAGCGCUCCACAAGCUUUGGUGUACCCAAUGCAAACUCCAUCAAGCAGAUGCUGCUCGACUGGUGCCGUGCCAAGACCCGCUCAUAUGAGCAUGUGGACAUUCAGAACUUCUCCUCCAGCUGGAGCAAUGGCAUGGCUUUUUGUGCUCUGGUUCACAAUUUUUUCCCUGAAGCCUUCGACUACGAAAGUUUGAUCCCCAGCAACCGCAGGCAUAACUUUGAGGUGGCCUUCGACACUGCAGAGAAAAUGGUGGACUGUCCCCAGUUGCUUGACGUGGACGACAUGGUGAAGAUGCGCGAGCCAGAUUGGAAGUGUGUGUAUACCUACCUGCAGGAGUUCUACAGGGGCCUGGUGACCAAAGGCCUGGUUAAAACCAAAAACUCCUCCUAGAGUCGCACCCCACCUAAAACUGAACCCAUGGACCUACGCUAAUUGCAUGCCUCUGCUUGAAGUGGAGGACAUGAUGAUCAUGGGAAAUAAACCUGACUCCAAGUGCGUCUUCACUUAUGUACAGUCCCUGGUCAAUCACCUGCGCAGAUAUGAGAUGUCCAUGGGUCGGCCAUGUGACCUCUGACCUGUGAACAGUGAGUGUAGGCCUCCCCCUCCUGAGUUCACCGGACCCAACCCCCCUGACCCCAGAGCCCCAUCCAAGCUCCGGCUCCAUCUCUCCAUGUUCACCUGAUGAUGCCCUGCACUCUGACAGGCUGUCACAGAGUCACAUAUCUCUGAUGGACCAGCUGGGACAGUGUGUGUGUGUUUGUGUGAGUUUGUUUAUCUUUGUUGGCAGUGGUGAUGUGUAUACAUCCUUUCAGUUCUUAUCUAAAAACACACAUUAACACAGGCAGUCCACCUUUCUCCAGCAACAGGGCGCCAAAGGUUUUAUAAGGCAUCUUUUACAGCUUUAAGGUUUGACUUUAUUGAACUGUGCUAACACUCAGCUUUGUGUCAGGUUAUAUUUAACAUUCAGUGGCUGUGUCACAACACUAAUGUACAGAAAACACAUCAGGAGAGAAAAGAGAAAUAUUUUAAUGCUAUUACCCAUUUUAAGUUAUUGAAACUUUCCUUUUUUCUUCUACUCUUUUUUAAAUAUUGUAAUUUUUCUAACAUUAAAGAGAGAAAAAUGACCAAGAAAAAUCCUAACAGCCAUGUAAAAGCAUUAUUUGGUCAUUCUGGUACUACUUUUUUUUACCAAACAUUGGUAGCUUGAAGAAUUUUAAUAAAAUAAGUUAUUAUUCUUAAGAUGAUGUAGAUUUUAAUAUUUAAUACAUGAGCACAUGGAAGUUAUUUUCUUUGUCAUGUAAAUGAAUGCAACACUUGCAUUGCUGCAGUGAAAUGCUGAGUUAUCUCACCUUUCUUAACCUUACAGUGCUACUGAGAACAUGUUUCUGUUUUUCUACAUGUUAACCCUCAUGUGUUACUGCAGCAGUAGGAAAAAAAUGCUUAAAUCCAACACACUUUUUCUUCAGGUUAAAAGGAAACAAUGAUGGUGUUUACCAUCUGCCAUACAGCUGAACUGUAUCAUCAUCACUUGAUGUUUGUCAUUGCUUAUCUACCAGGGAUUGUGCAGAAUAUAAAAAAAGCCCAGCAUCACAGCCCUGCCCUGCCAAACACACUCACACAGCUCUGUUAGAGGGCUUCCUGUUUAUGCUAUGCUGCAGACUUUUUAAAAUCUAACAUUUUGUUUUUUGUUGGUGUAUAUUAUGCUUCUAAAAGUUCAGUUUAAAGUGAGUCAGUGAACUAUGGCUACCACAAUGUUUUGUGAAAUAAAUAGGGGUAACUUUUAAGAGAAGUUAGUGGGCCUGAUGAAAGCUGGCUUUCGGUUGAAACGUGAGUAAUCAUGAAAAAACAAAGCGGACAAUUGUACAUUUUAUGGCAUGAAGCUAAGAACAUUUUUAAAUGAAGAUUUUUAUUCUGCUUGUAAAAUUAAGGUUCCUUGAUGUUUAGAUUCUGAUUGUUUCAGAGCUGAUUUUGACUAAACGUAUGUCUUGAAGCUUUGUUUUGGUUGAAUUUGAGAAAUCAUUGAACUGUUCCACUGCUGCCAACUGAGAAAUGAAAACCUUCUACGAAGCAGUGAGUGCUGUACAUAAGAGCUUAAACACAUUUUAACUUUGUUUCUGUGCACCAGUUAAAUGUGAACGGAAAUAAAAGCUAUUUGAGAAAUGAAUAA